AUGGUCAACAUGGACACCGCCACCAGCACCGGCGCCCAGCACGACGCCGAUCUGCGCCGCAGAAAUGUUCCUGACACCGGAAGAGCCUCCGCGCCCACCUCCAGGCUCGAUCACGAUGUGAAAAAGACCAAGUCGGGCCAGUUUCGGAAAGUUCGGCUCCCAUUACCUGAAACGCGAGUUCUACUUCGAUGUCCACCCCCCCUGGGAAAGAUGCUGGUGGGUCUCUCGGGCUACCUCGCUGGCUACAAUGGGUCCUUCGAAUUUAAGUCCGGGGAGAAGUAUCCGGAGGAUGUGGACUACACCUUCAUGCGAGCCUUCAAUGCGAUGUUUGGGGUCGUGUGUGUUCCUCUCGCCUACUAUACCGCCCGCGAGUUGAACUUCCGCCGGGCCACGGUCUGGUUGAUCAGCUUGAUGGUCCUGUGCGAAAACUCCUAUGCAACGAUUUCCCGCUUCAUUCUUCUAGAUUCCAUGCUUCUUUGCUUCACCUUCAGCACGACGAUGUGCUGGGCCCGAUUCCACCGUCUGCAGCAUGCCAGCUUUUCGCCGGAGUGGUGGCUCUGGCUGUGCCUGACGGGAUUCAAUAUCGGCUGCGUCUGCAGCGUGAAGUGGGUCGGCUUCUUCUGCACCGCGAUCGUGGGUCUCUAUACUGCCGAGGACCUCUGGAAUAAAUUCGGCGACGUGAAGAUGCCGCCGACUCUGCUCGCAAAGCAUCUCGUUGCUCGCGUGGGGGGCUUGAUUGUCAUCCCCAUCUUGGUAUACAUGUUCUCCUUCUACCUGCACUUCACUGUCCUGUCCAACAGUGGUCCUGGGGAUGCGCAGAUGAGCUCUCUUUUCCAGGCGAACCUGCGUGGGACCGAAGUCGGUCGGGACAGCCCCCUGGAGAUUGCACAUGGGUCCCGAGUCACCAUUAAGAACAUGGGUUAUGGCGGUGGUCUGCUUCACUCCCACGUUCAAACAUACCCGGAGGGAUCGAAUCAGCAACAGGUCACCUGCUACCACCAUAAGGAUGCCAACAAUGACUGGUUCAUCUAUCCGAACCGACUGGAGCCGGAGUAUGAUGCCGAGGGCGACCUGAAGUUCAUCGCCGAUGGUGAUACCAUCCGUCUCAUCCACGGCCAGACCGGCCGUAACCUGCAUUCUCACGCUAUUCCCGCCCCGGUUUCCAAGUCCCACCACGAGGUUUCUUGCUACGGCAACAUCACCAUCGGAGAUGACAAGGACCACUGGAAGAUCGAAGUGGUAAACGAUGCUGCCUCUAGAGAUCGCUCUAAAAUUCGGACCCUGACGACUGCAUUCCGUUUGAGCCACCCAUCGUUGGGCUGCUACCUGCGGGCUGGUAACGUCAACCUGCCCCAGUGGGGGUUCAAGCAGAUCGAAACUACCUGUGUCAAGGAGAACAAGCCGGGUGACGUGUACACUCACUGGAAUGUUGAGUCGCACUCCAAUGAACGCUUGCCUCCUGGGGACCCGGGUUCCUAUAAGUCGCCAUUCCUCAAGGACUUCAUCCACUUGAACGUUGCCAUGAUGACAUCCAACAAUGCCCUGGUCCCUGAUCCGGAUAAGCAGGACGACUUGGCCUCGAAGUUCUGGCAGUGGCCGAUCCUGAAUGUCGGUCUACGCAUGUGCUCCUGGGAUGAUAGUGUGGUGAAGUACUACCUUCUCGGCAACCCGAUCGUCUAUUGGGGUAGCACUGGUGGUCUGGUUGGUUUCGGUCUUCUGUUCAUCUGGUACCUCCUGCGCUGGCAGCGAGGAUACAAGGAGCUGAGCCAGCAGGAAAUUGACCAUAUUCACUACUCCGGCCUGUACCCGGCCAUUGGUUGGGUCCUGCAUUAUCUUCCGUUCAUUAUUAUGGCUCGUGUGACCUAUGUCCACCACUACUACCCAGCACUCUACUAUGCCAUCCUCACCUUUGGUUUCUGCGUUGAUUGGGUCACCCGCAGAAUCAACGCCCGAGUCGCCGCCGUGGUGUAUGCCAUUCUCUAUGCUAUCGUUAUCGGGCUGUUCAUCCACUUCCGGGCCAUUGUAUUUGGAAUGGAAGGUGAUAACCAGCAGUGGGCCCACCUGCGCUGGCUGCCCGGAUGGAAGAUCGCGAACUAA
This is a messenger RNA of Penicillium canariense, 2097 nucleotides long. RefSeq lists its product as uncharacterized. Gene Ontology annotation, biological process: protein O-linked glycosylation via mannose. The transcript has 4 exons. NCBI's taxonomy places the organism in Eukaryota, Fungi, Ascomycota, Eurotiomycetes, Eurotiales, Aspergillaceae. The record is from RefSeq and is a predicted model, not a curated record. Gene Ontology annotation, cellular component: endoplasmic reticulum; membrane. Gene Ontology annotation, molecular function: dolichyl-phosphate-mannose-protein mannosyltransferase activity. Bases 1 to 2097 code for a protein of 698 amino acids.